Messenger RNA from Trichophyton rubrum CBS 118892, 537 nucleotides. RefSeq names its product ADP-ribosylation factor 6. Bases 1 to 537 code for a protein of 178 amino acids. Lineage: Eukaryota; Fungi; Ascomycota; Eurotiomycetes; Onygenales; Arthrodermataceae. The record is from RefSeq and is a predicted model, not a curated record. Gene Ontology annotation, cellular component: cytoplasm. Gene Ontology annotation, molecular function: GTP binding; GTPase activity. Gene Ontology annotation, biological process: vesicle-mediated transport; intracellular protein transport. The transcript is spliced from 5 exons.
AUGGGCGGCCAAGUCUCGAAGCUCAUGGGCAAGAUCUUUGGAUCGAAGGAGAUGAGAUUGCUCAUGCUUGGAUUGGAUGCUGCCGGAAAGACAACCAUUCUCUAUAAGCUCAAGCUAAACCAGGACGUCACCACCAUCCCGACCGUCGGCUUCAAUGUCGAGACCGUGACAUACAAGAAUGUCAAAUUCAACGUGUGGGAUGUUGGUGGUCAGGACAAAAUCAGGCCAUUGUGGAGACAUUAUUUCUCAGGCACACAAGGAUUGAUUUUUGUUAUUGACUCAAAUGACCGUGCCCGUAUCGAUGAAGCCCGUCAGGAACUACACAGAAUCAUCCUCGAUCGUGAAAUGAAGGAGGCCCUCCUAUUAGUUUUUGCCAAUAAACAAGAUAUCCCCGGAGCUAUGAGUCCACAAGAAGUCACUGAAAAACUGCAACUCUCUCAACUCAAGGACAGGAUAUGGUACGUCGUACCAACCUGUGCCACCACAGGAGAAGGCUUAUUCGAAGGACUGGACCACCUAAAACUUCUAAAUAAAUAA